This is a messenger RNA of Bacillus rossius redtenbacheri, 1740 nucleotides long. RefSeq lists its product as uncharacterized. The transcript has 3 exons. Bases 208 to 912 code for a protein of 234 amino acids. The record is from RefSeq and is a predicted model, not a curated record. NCBI's taxonomy places the organism in Eukaryota, Metazoa, Arthropoda, Insecta, Phasmatodea, Bacillidae.
AACAUCCUGGGGACGCGUGCCUCUUCGGUCCGCUGCCCCGGCAAAUGUCCGUCCUGUCCUCCGCGCGGGCGCCUAUAUAACCGCCCCGGCUCAGGCGGACUGCUCGUACAGGACAGCCAGCCGGCUCGCCUGCCGCUUCCCGCAGUUGCAGCAGUGGCUGAGAAGUGUUACCCGUUAAUCAACUCAGAGCCAGCGGCGGGACGAGACAUGAGGAAAUGGGUGGUGUUCUUGUGGGGAGCUCUGCUCGCUGCAGUAGCCAACUCCGACGCCAGCUACGCCAGCGCGUACGGCUACAACGACAACAGGGACUACUACAACUACAACCCUCGCGGCUACGACUCCGGCUACGGCAACAGGUUGGACUCGGGAGGCUACGCGGGGUGGGACAGCUACGGCAGCAGGGACUACUACGGGGGCGGUAAGGCCGGCUACGGGGGCAGCUGGGGCGGCGGCUACGGCGGCUACCGGCCGUCCGGCUCCUACUACGACUCGCGCAGGGGCUACGAAGGCGCCGGGGGCUACGGCAACGGUUACAGCUAUGGCCUUGGCAGCAGGUACGGUGGAGGUGGCUACGGUGGUGCCGGCGGCGGGUACGGCGGCUACCGGCCAGGCAACAGCUACUACGACUACGACAGCUACAAGCCAGCGAGGAACGACUACGUAGGCGGGAGCCGCUACUACGGCGGUAGCUACGAGCCACACUACUAUGGCGGCGGCUACGGCGGCGGCGGCUACAGUGGUGGCUACGGCGGUAGUGGUGGCUACGGUGGUAGUGGUGGCUACGGCGGUAGUGGCGGCUACGGCGGCAGUGGCUACGGAAGUGGCUACGGCAGCGGCUACGGUAGUGGCUACGGUGGUGGUGGGAGCUACGGCCAGGGCGGUUACAACAACUACCGUUCCGGCUGGUGGUGACAUUCAAGUAGCUGACCGAUGUGCAUGGCUGUGAGAAAGGAACUCUGAAAGAACAUACAUUAUGCAACUAAUAGUUUUACUAGUUUCUUCGAUUCUUUAUUUUCUUGGAGGAUACAUCCACUCUUAGACAUGCUCACAACAAAAUUAAUUGUUUAAUUUUAGAGGACUGAAAUUAAAAUCUAAUGAUUAACUAUAAUAAAUUAGAUAUUCAAUUACAACAAUUUAAUAUCAAUUCACCAUUAAUGGUGUUUUACAAUAUUUUUAACAAAAAAUUUAAAACUAGACACAUAAUUCUCAUAUAUUUUAGAGAUGCUUGGUGUAUUACUAUGUCCUCUAGAAAAAUAAUAAAUUCACUUUUUUGCUUUGAGUAUAAAGUCUGGGACAGACGAAGAAUACCUUGUUUGAUACAAAAUAAUCAUUAAAAUUUUAUGUAACAAAAAGCUUAAAAUAAUCGUUGUAGCGUGUGUUUUGGUAAAUUUAUUCACGUGCAUAAAAAUAUUGAGAAUAACACAGGCAUAUGAAUCUCAUGUGGAAUAAAUAAACUAUUCUUUAAUUGGCAAAAAUUGCUUGAAGAAGUAAAAAAAAAAUAUGUCAUUGUUUGUGUUAUUGAAUUCAAAAAGAUCUCUAGAAUUUUUUAAAUUCUGUGAAUUACGAAAUCAUCACUUAGAUAAGUCAUAAUAUAGUUGCUAUCACCUAGAAGUAUAUACACAAUUAUAGUCGUCAUUAGUUUUGUUUGCGAAAAAAAUCUUCUUAAUAACUUUUUUGUAUUUGUAAUUGUAUUUUUGUACUGAGUGAUCAAUAAAAAUUUUAUGAAAUGAAACUAAGAAA